AUUAAAUGUUACGUCAAAUAUGUAAUCAUUAUCAGUUUCACCCAACACGACACUGUUAAUAAUGUCCCAGUGUCGUUUAAUAAACUUAACUGUCUAGGACUUGUUGGGACGUCUCGAGGAUUGGUAUGUGUAUUCGGUAAUAAAUCCCGAGAGAAUGAUCGGUUUGAGGAAGCCGCUGUGAUUUGUAAUCCGUUACUUGGAAAAUCCAUUGCUAUUGAUGUGCCUUGUCCACGUGAGCUAUUUCCAUCUGUUUUAGGUUUUGGGGUUCGUCCCGAUAAUUCUGACCCUGUGAUUGUAAUGUAAAGAUCAAUCACGUUCACCAUCCUUACCCGGUUUACGGUAAGCUCACGGGUUUGGAGAGUUCCACGUGGUAAUGAGCCUCCUGAGUCAAUUCAUCGGAUAUGCUCGUCUGUAGUAGUUACAGAUGAUCGGUGUAUCUAUUGAAAAACUUUUGGGUGGGGUGUUAAUGGGGUGGUUGCAUUUGAUAUGAUGAGUGAAGACUUUAUGGAAAUAAACAGAUAUUUCCAUUUCUAAGAUAAAGGAGUCUCUUGCAUUGCUUGAAUAUUGUGAUGACGCCGAGAAACCAGUUUAUGGUGUAUGGAUGAUGGUGCAGGAUGGUGUUUCAAAUUUGUUCACAAAGCUAUUUACCAUCGACAUACCGGAUGUAUUCGAUGUUAAAGUUCUAGAUGAGUAUGGGGAAUCAGCAUCACUUGAAGCUUAUGAACCACGCACAGGAGCCAUCAAGGAAUUGGGUAUUAACGGAUUUUAUGAUUCAUUCUUUCUGGCUUCUUAUAUAGAGACUUUACUUUUACUGGAUCAGUUGGAUGGGCAAUUUGUAAAGGUCCAAUUGCAGUUACCGCCCCCUAAAUCUAAAAGGUUCAAGCGGAUCAAAAAGCAACGCGAAGGCGCAUUAACUAGCUAGAAUCUUUGAAGUGGAGGUAGUGUUAAUUUUGUUGCAAAUAAUCCCUUUGCUAGCCAAGCUAUGAUCAAUUGUUGGAAAUGAUGUCUUUUGUUUUUGGGAGCUGGUCAAACUCUAGCUUGGUAAUCUCUUGGUCAAAUGGUAAAGAUAUGGUUUGUAAUAUGACUUGGUUUGAUCAUUCUGACAACUAGCUUGUUGUAUGCUUUAGUGAAAAUGAUAUUUUGGUAUUUAAA
Erigeron canadensis is the source of this 1152-nucleotide messenger RNA. RefSeq lists its product as uncharacterized. Lineage: Eukaryota; Viridiplantae; Streptophyta; Magnoliopsida; Asterales; Asteraceae. The record is from RefSeq and is a predicted model, not a curated record. The transcript has 2 exons. Bases 602 to 922 code for a protein of 106 amino acids.